Molecule: messenger RNA, 402 nt
Organism: Dibothriocephalus latus
Lineage: Eukaryota; Metazoa; Platyhelminthes; Cestoda; Diphyllobothriidea; Diphyllobothriidae
Source: the annotation of a GenBank genome assembly
AUGUCGGUUUACGAUUCCUACAUAUUUGAAGAAGACAAGAUGGGGAUGACGGUCACCAGCGGUUCCGUCACCCUGCAGAAGGGUCCCCAAAACCUUGUGGGCAUCAGUAUCGGUGGCGGGGCUCCCUACUGUCCCUGCCUCUACGUUGUUCAGGUCUUCGAUGCAACUCCCGCGGCCCGAGAUGGCACCAUCCAGGCUGGCGACGAAAUCACCGGUGUUGGCGGCAUCAGUGUCAAGGGCAAGGGCAAGGUUGAGGUCGCUCGUCUGAUUCAGAGUUUCAAGGCAAGUUUCCCAGACAGCGUUACAAUCUUCUUCAACAAACUGCACGCAGACCCGAAACAGGGGAAAACGUUGGAUAUAGGUAAGGGAGCCUGGUUUGACAUUUCCUUCUUUGCUCAAUAG